This is a messenger RNA of Rotaria sp. Silwood2, 1008 nucleotides long. Lineage: Eukaryota; Metazoa; Rotifera; Eurotatoria; Philodinida; Philodinidae. The record is from the annotation of a GenBank genome assembly.
AUGCCAUGGUUAUUAGCAUCGAAACGCGUUAUACAUCUUGUUACGUUUGAAACUGUAGUUAAAAAUUAUCCAACAGUAUACAUCAUUCUUCAUGAAGUUGCUGAUCCAAACAUUUGUCUUGCUCUAUUAUGUCGCAAAGGUGCGUGUAUAGAACCGAAAAAAUCGACACACCAAAAUAAAUCAUUAAUUGCUGCUGAACAUGUUAGUCAUGUGACAAGAUUUUUUGAACAAAUCAAUAUAAAUCCCUCCACAUACCAUUUAGAUAGAGUUACAGGAUCAUCGGAAGGAUAUUUAGUGAAUACAGAUCUAUAUUUACUAGCUGAUGCUAUUGUAGAAAGUUAUUUAACCAAAACUACAAAUACACAUUGCACUUUAUGGAACGUUAAAAAAUCGGUACAACCGAUCAAUGCAUUGAUUGUUGUUGAUGUUCAAAAUUGUUUUAUAAAUGGAAAUCUCUCAUUGUCAAAAAGUCCUGCUGGUCAAGAUGGCGCCGAAGUUAUUCCUAUUAUAAAUAAUUUAAUUCAUACAAUUCCAUUUGAUGUUAUUGUUUAUACACAUGAUUGGCAUCCAUGGAAUCAUAUAUCAUUUUUCGAAAAUCUUCACUUUCGCAGACAGUAUUUAACAGGUGAUCAAAAUCGAACAAUAAAAAUGUUCGAUAAAGUAACGUAUUUCGGUCCGAAAUUCAAAAUGGACCAAGUUCUAUGGCCUGCACACUGCAUACAGGGAACGGAAGAUGCAGCAUUACACAAGGAUCUCGAUGUUAUUUCAUCGUCAAGUAGAGUUAUUCAUAUAAGAAAAGGUACUGAUCCCGAUAUUGACAGUUAUUCAGCAUUUGCUGAUAAUUAUGGAGCUAAAAAUACCGAAUUACACAAUAUGUUGAAAGAAAGAAAUGUUACACAAGUUUUUAUUGUUGGAUUGGCUACAGAUUAUUGUGUGACAUUCACAGCUCUUGAUGCUUUUGAUUUAAAUUAUAUAACAUACGUUGUUAAAGAUGCGAAACAAAGUUAA